UGCCUGCCUGAUUUACAGUCGAAAUAUAUGCUAUUGUGAGGGGAACCAUCAAAUCAGUUAACACAUUUUAUUUCCAUUUGUCCAUUUCCCGUAGUUACCGCUUGUUAAUUUUGCACAGCCGAGCGAUGAGUCGUUAAAAAGCGGCGCGUGCUCACUUGUAGACUUAUCUUCAGCUGAUUAUGUCGAUAGUUAGCACCGGUGCUGAAACUGCCUGAUUUAUCGACAUGGCGCAUUAUAGAGCUUCUGAAUCCAGACGGGAACAGUUCCGAAGGUACCUGGAAAAGGCUGGUGUCCUUGACAGCCUGACCAGUGUGUUGGUAGCGCUGUACGAAGAAAAUGAUAAACCCAUCAACGCUUCGGAUGCUAGUUUCUUGAAGCGGCACCUCGGGUUGUCCGGCCCCGCGCCAGCAGAGGCGGAGAAGCUUCGCUCGGAGAUGAUGGAGGUCCAGCAGCAAUACGAGCGUCUCCUGGAGGAGAACAGAGGACUGAAAAAUAGGCUUUUGCAGUAUGAACCAGCACAAGAAGGAGCGACUCUGUAGUGCCGAUUAGCUCCGAGAACGCUCACUGUUAACAUGGGACACCACUGGAAAUAAAGGAUACACUUUUUUUUAUUUGUGUUAAGUGUUCAUUUGAGGAUUUUGGGUUCUGUCUGGAAUGUCCUUUGGAGUGUACAAGUACUUUUUUCAAGUAAUGUUUAUCUGAAUUAAACACAUUUGCACAAAA
Anguilla rostrata (American eel) is the source of this 723-nucleotide messenger RNA. RefSeq names its product c-Myc-binding protein-like. The transcript is spliced from 5 exons. The coding region runs from base 225 to 539 and encodes 104 amino acids. Gene Ontology annotation, cellular component: nucleus. The record is from RefSeq and is a predicted model, not a curated record. Lineage: Eukaryota; Metazoa; Chordata; Actinopteri; Anguilliformes; Anguillidae. Gene Ontology annotation, biological process: regulation of DNA-templated transcription. Gene Ontology annotation, molecular function: transcription coactivator activity.